This is a messenger RNA of Necator americanus (New World hookworm), 579 nucleotides long. RefSeq lists its product as uncharacterized. The record is from RefSeq and is a predicted model, not a curated record. The transcript has a single exon. Lineage: Eukaryota; Metazoa; Nematoda; Chromadorea; Rhabditida; Ancylostomatidae. The coding region runs from base 1 to 579 and encodes 192 amino acids.
AUGGAAAAGAACAUCUGCUAUCGGCAACGAAGGAGAAAAGAAGUCGUCUACGACGAUUGCGUACUCGAGGACUCCCUGUCCCAAGGUGACUGGCACAUCGAGGAGGACCCAAACGUGGACUACGAGAUGCUGCUCAGAGGAUUACGAGCCUGUGCUGAACGUGCCUCGAAGUCGCGCACGACAAACUUGGAUCGAAUUUCGAAGACCACCAAGGAAUUGUUAGGAAGAAGAAGGGCUUUGAGGCUUGAUCCGAAUGCAUCGCACAUUGAGCGGUUAGUAGCAAACACUAGCUGCAGAAAAGCGUUGCAGGAGGAUCUUUUGAAGUACAGGCAGAAGAAGAUUCUAGAAGCAGCACAAAGAAGAACGAGUCUAAAGAAGUGCCGCAGGGACCUCCGCGAAUAUAAUAUUCCGCUAGCAACCUUGCUGAGCGAAGACGGGACUCGCACGUCUUCUCGUCGUGAGAUGGAAAUCAUUACGGAGAGGUUCUACUCGAACCUUUUCCGUUCAUCAACUCCUGUGUCAAGCCCGAUCAUCCCCACUGGCGAAGCUUUACCACGGAUUCUCCCUUCGGAAGUAUGA